Messenger RNA from Triticum aestivum (bread wheat), 1222 nucleotides. RefSeq lists its product as uncharacterized. Bases 88 to 420 code for a protein of 110 amino acids. The record is from RefSeq and is a predicted model, not a curated record. Lineage: Eukaryota; Viridiplantae; Streptophyta; Magnoliopsida; Poales; Poaceae. The transcript has a single exon.
GGCUGAGAGGUCAAGAGUAGGCUGAACCCGCCCACACACACCCAUCGUUCCUCACCAACCCCUCCACUCGUCUACCACCUCACGAUCAUGGGCAGGUCACGGGUGGAAGGCCUCAUCCCCUUCAUCUACAAGGCCAUCAAGGACCACCGCCGGAGCAGCAGCCGGGCCGCCUACCGGGGCGCGGAGGCGGAGGACGACGUGGACCUCGGCGACACGGACCAGAGGCGGCGCUGGCUGGAGCAGGAGCUGCGGUCACCGCUCAACGCCGCCGCCGCCCCGGCGUCGGCACAGGGGCACGGGCGGAACCGGUCGCUGGAGGAGCUGGCCGGCCAGGUGGGGCUCUCGCCGGGACGGCGGCUGCCGCUGCCCAAGGCCAGGAGCGUCCGCGCCUUCGCCUGCAUCGGCGCCGGCGCCGCGUGACCGCCGAACACGUACGUGCGUGCUUACGCGUACGCGUAGCCGUAGUCCGGUAGAUGCGUGCUUUCGAUUCAUGCUUUGUGUGUCAAGUGCAGCAGUAGUACAAGUUUUGGUUGAAGCUGUGCAUACUAAGGAUGGCAAUGGAUAGGGUAUGGGGCGGGUAGAGCAAUACCAUACCCAUACCCGUGUAGUCAAUGGGUACAAAAUUCUAUCCAUACUCGUACCUGUGGGUAUGAUACUUUACCCGUACCCUUAUCCGACGGGUACCCAAACCCAUUAGGUACCCAAUGGGUAGAUCAAUUAGUACACAAGUUAUUCACAAUUUUACAUUCAUCUAUACCACAUUUGAUAAAUAAAAAAUUAAUCUCAACUAAAUAACAAAUAGCCGAGUACAUGAAAAUUAUCUCAAUUUAUAUUGACAAUUAGUAAAAACUUAAACAUAGGUCCAUAGACUCACAACAGAACUUUAACAUAGGUACACUUGUGAUUGUGAAUCACGGGUAAGAUUCACAUGUCGGUAUUAAAUGGGUAGCGUAUGGGUAUAUCCAUGGGUAAAAGGCUAUACCCGUGCCCUACCCAUGAAUUAACGGGUAGGGUAUAGGUACUAACCGUGGGUAUAAAAUUAUGCCCAUACCCUGCCCAUGCGAGUACGGUACCCGCGGGUACCCAUACCCAUGGGUAAAAUUGCCAUCCUUAGUGCAUACGAGUGAUUCAGUUCUAUUUCUACAUGACAGGAGUUGGAGAUUGUAAACCAACAGAUACUUCUGGUUUCAAUUUUGUUUCACAAGUCCUUGUGUUAUUCUUA